GGCAAUCAAUACCUUACUGUUAGACGAUAGACAACUACUGCUCCAGAUGUAUCCCCGGAAUAAGCUCACUAAGUUUGGCCCAUUACAUAUGGACAAGAAGAAGGCAAAACAGAUGUCCAAAUAUGACAAUGAAGUGGAAAAAACUUUGUUUAGUCAAUCUUACCAUUCUCAGCUGUAG
Acaulospora morrowiae is the source of this 178-nucleotide messenger RNA. Lineage: Eukaryota; Fungi; Glomeromycota; Glomeromycetes; Diversisporales; Acaulosporaceae. The record is from the annotation of a GenBank genome assembly.